This is a messenger RNA of Cuscuta europaea, 1168 nucleotides long. The record is from the annotation of a GenBank genome assembly. NCBI's taxonomy places the organism in Eukaryota, Viridiplantae, Streptophyta, Magnoliopsida, Solanales, Convolvulaceae.
CUCUGCACUCCACGGGUCCCUGUCUAUUUUGUUGAGUAGGGAGAUCAUAGUGUUAUCCUCAUUCAAACUACGCCAACCAAUCCAAAACGGUUCAAACUGUUCUCAUGCUCCAAUUCUCCAUUCCCGACUAACUGAUGUUACCAGCAUUGCAAUGGAGACCAUUAUCUCCACUCCCACUUUUCGUCCACUCUACAAUCUUCAAUCUUCAAGAACUCAUCUUUCUUACCAAAAGCGUUCAAAUCUUCUAACUUUACCCAAACCCCUUCGUUGCAGCCUCAUAAAAGUGGAUAGCCGGCCAGAAAAGCAGCCUGUUUCUCUACCCAAAGUCUGGAUUUCGCAGGUCCAUCAAGGACUAACUGCGCUUGCAAUUUCUUUGGCUCUGAAUUUCUGCCCUGUUUUGCCUUCUUGCUCUGUGUUAGCUUCUGAGUUUGAUGUUCUUAAUGGAGGUCCGCCGAAGGAAUCUUACGUUGUUGACGAUGCUGGGGUCCUUAGCCGGGUCACAAGAUCCGAUUUGAAGCAAUUGUUGUCCGAUUUAGAGUCUAGGAAAGGCUACCACAUUAACUUCAUUACUGUCCGAAAACUAACUAGCAAAGCUAGUGCAUUUGAGUAUGCUGACCAAGUUUUGGAGAGAUGGUAUCCCAGUGUUGAGGAAGGCAACAACAAGGGCUUAGUCGUGCUCGUAACUAGUCAAAAGGAAGGGGCAAUCACAGGAGGGCCUGAAUUUGUGAAGGCUGUUGGAGACACUGUUCUCGACGCUACUGCUUCAGAGAACCUGCCAGUCCUGGCAACUGAGGAGAAGUACAAUGAAGCUGUGUCUAGUGCUGCCAAGCGUCUUGUUGCUGCCAUUGAUGGGCUUCCUGAUCCUGGCGGCCCCAAGUUCAAGGAUAACAAACGAGAAGCCAACUUCAAAACCAAGGAAGAGACAGAUGAGAAAAGAGGGCAAUUUACACUUGUAAUUGGUGGUUUGUUAGUGAUUGCUUUUGUUGUUCCAAUGGCACAAUAUUAUGCAUAUGUAUCCAAAAAAUGAUCUGUACCCUAGGUUCUAUUUUCAUUUGGCAUGAACAAACAUGUAUACAUUCUGUGUACAAAACUGUGAUCUGGGAAAUAACUCAUUUAGCAAUACUAGUUUUGUGUACAUUCUGUGUGUAUAAACUGUGAUUUGCGAUAA